Molecule: messenger RNA, 1346 nt
Organism: Nycticebus coucang (slow loris)
Lineage: Eukaryota; Metazoa; Chordata; Mammalia; Primates; Lorisidae
Gene: ASCL1
Product: achaete-scute family bHLH transcription factor 1
Exons: 2
Coding region: 548-1234 (228 amino acids)
Biological process (GO): positive regulation of transcription by RNA polymerase II; regulation of neurogenesis; sensory organ development
Cellular component (GO): RNA polymerase II transcription regulator complex
Molecular function (GO): RNA polymerase II transcription regulatory region sequence-specific DNA binding; protein dimerization activity; DNA-binding transcription factor activity, RNA polymerase II-specific
Source: RefSeq, a predicted model, not a curated record
AGCACUCUCUCACUUCUGGCCAGGGAACGUGGAAGGCGCACCAGGGAGGGCGAGGGAAAGAAGGAAAUAGGAAAGAAACGGGGUUAGCAAAAUAAAAACAGCCUGCGCCACAGCCGGAGAGACCGAGACCCAGCGCCAGAGCGCGCGGCCUUAGUGGGAGAGGAACGCGAGACUCAGCAGAGCGCACUCAGCACUGACUUCUGCAGCUUCUUCGGCUUUUUCUUUCUUAGAAACCAGAAGGCGCUAGCGACAGCCUCACACGCGAGCGCCACGCGAGGCUCCCGAAGCCAACCCGCGAAGGGAGGAGGGGCGGGAGGGAGGAGGCGGCGUAGACGGAGGAGAAAAAGCAUUUGCAGCUUCUUUGCUCCUUCUCCAAGAAGUCUCCCGGGGGGUGUAUUUUUGUAACUUCCCUGGGGCUCCGUCUUCAUCCUUCUCUUUCUUUCCCUCUCUGUUCGCGCACCCAAGUCGUAUCCGUGUCCCCCUUGCGCGCCCCGCACCUCGCGUCCCAGCUCCCUCUGAUCCCGCGCCUCCUUGGCCGCCGCUGCGCAUGGAGAGCUCUGCCAAGAUGGAGAGCGGCGCGGGUCAGCCGCAGCCGCAGCCGCAGCCGCAGCCGCAGCCCCAGCCGCCCUUCCUGCAGCCCGCCGCCUGCUUCUUUGCGACGGCCGCUGCGGCGGCGGCGGCGGCGGCGCAGAGCGCGCAGCACCAGCAGGCUGGGCAGCUGAGCCCCGCGGCGGACGGCCAGCCCUCAGGGGGCGGUCACAAGUCGGCGCCCAAGCAAGUCAAACGCCAGCGCUCGUCCUCGCCCGAACUGAUGCGCUGCAAACGCCGGCUCAACUUCAGCGGCUUCGGCUACAGCCUGCCGCAGCAGCAGCCGGCCGCCGUGGCGCGCCGCAAUGAGCGCGAGCGCAACCGCGUCAAGUUGGUCAACCUGGGCUUUGCCACCCUUCGGGAGCACGUACCCAACGGCGCGGCAAACAAGAAGAUGAGCAAGGUGGAGACACUGCGCUCAGCGGUGGAGUACAUCCGUGCCCUGCAGCAGCUGCUGGACGAGCACGACGCGGUGAGCGCUGCCUUCCAGGCGGGGGUCCUGUCCCCCACGAUCUCCCCCAACUACUCGAACGAUUUGAACUCCAUGGCCGGUUCGCCGGUGUCAUCCUACUCGUCUGACGAGGGCUCUUAUGACCCGCUCAGCCCCGAGGAGCAGGAACUUCUGGACUUCACCAACUGGUUCUGAGGCACUGGCCUGGGCAGGCCUUGGUGCGCAUGGACUUUGGAAGCAGGGUGACCACACAACCUGCGUCUUUAGUGCUUUCUCGGACUUUGGGAGGGAGGAAAAUGAAAAAGAA